This is a messenger RNA of Halichondria panicea, 2087 nucleotides long. RefSeq names its product protein fem-1 homolog C-like. The record is from RefSeq and is a predicted model, not a curated record. The transcript has a single exon. Gene Ontology annotation, molecular function: protein binding. Bases 66 to 2027 code for a protein of 653 amino acids. Lineage: Eukaryota; Metazoa; Porifera; Demospongiae; Suberitida; Halichondriidae.
CUCUAGACUAACCCAUUGUGUGCAUUGUGCCAAAUGAAUGUGAGUGGGGUGGUUAAAACAGAAAAAUGGCCUUUAGAUCUAGAAGAUCUAGUAGCUUUGCUAGCUGUAUACUGGUAGAGCACAAUUUCAAUCUACUGUGUACACUUGUAACUGGAGGAAAUCUAUCUCCAGUUAAAAAGCUAAUACAGAAAGUGUGCCAGGAGCAAGAAGCUAUCGUCACUCUCGAAACAUUCUCACGAUGCUCUCAUAUGUACAACCAGAGGACGCCAUUAGUGCUAGCUGCUCAGUUUGACCACAUCGAAAUUGUCGAGUACCUCACCGAUGUGAUACCACAGGAGGAAUUUGUGAACAUUGUUGGUUCUGUUUACAACAUUACAAAUACUGGCGAUGAACUACAUCACGUUACAGCUCUAAACGCAGCUUGCAUUAAAGGAUAUUUAUCUAUCGCUAAGUUGUUGGUUGAAAGGAAGGCUUCUUUCUCUAUUCCCGAUUGUACUGGCUCCGUCCCAUUGUGCGAAGCUGUUUUUCAUGGUCAAUACGACAUUGUGAAGUACCUGUGCGAGCAAGGUAAUGAUGUACACGUUUCUAACGACUUUGGGUGGGAGCCACUUCACAUUGCGGCUCUUCGCAAUCACCCAAAAGUGUUCAAAUGUCUUAUCGAGCAAAAUGCUAGUGUAGAUCGUUGUACUCCCGAAGGAUUUACCGCUCUACAUAUUGCUGCACAAAAAGGGCACACACAAAUCAUUGAUCAACUCAUAUUGGCGUCAAAUGUGAAACCAGCCCUAAGCAGCUGGUUUCAUGGCAAAGUGCUUGUUCCUAGUCCUCUGAAUUUAGCUUCUGCUUACAGCUGUGGUAGUUCUCGGAAAAUAAUCGAAACAUUUCUAGAUUUGCCUCAGUGUUCUCCAACACAUAGGUGUGAUGCGUACCUGCUGAUUGGGGUUAGCUGUAUAAUUAAAUCCAAUCAACGAAAAGCCUUCUUUCACUUUCAAGAAGCUAUUAAAAUCAUCGAAGAACACUCGCUAUAUCUCCCUAACACACAAAAUGUUGAUGUUGGCAGAAGAGAAAUUCGCGAUUCAAAUGAGUUAGUAGAAAUGUGCGGCCAACAAAAUCCUCGAUCGGACAUAGAGAUGUGGUAUCAGGCUUUAUUGAUAUGGGAGAGAUGCAUUGGUUUGGGUGACAUGACAUACUUGGAGAUUUUGAGUGAGAUAGCAGAGCUUAGUAUGAGGCACGAACGAGAAGUUUUGUUGCUUACAGGAAUAAGAACAAUUAAUCAGACCCUGCUACCAAAACUAUCGAAUGGAUACAUACUACCAGAAUUUUUUGAAGAACUUUAUGACACAUGGGUAAUCAAUAAUUUCUUCUUCAAGAGUACGAGAUCUGUCCACGAAUCAACGCUAACCUUUUCAAAGUUUUUACCCUACAUGUUGAAAAGUGCGAAAACUAUUUCUUCUCAAUUUACUGCUCUUUCAUCGAAGUAUGGAUGCAAAAGACGAAGCCCACUCAAACUGCUGACAACCAUCAUUAAAGUGUUUGAUUUGUGGCUGAAAUCAAGCCCUUCUACUGGAGUCGAGAGUGCUUGCUUUGAAAUGGGAGUUCAGUUUGUUGAAGAGUUUCUACUGCUCAAUGACGAAAACACAAUACUGCAUUACAUUCUCGAAGAAAAUUUGGUUAGGGAUUUGGCAACGAUGGAGUUUCUGCUUCAAUGUGGUUGUAGCCGCGCACUGAACAUGCGCUGUAAAGGAUUGAUGUGUCUACACGUUGCUUGUGUUUCAUAUAACAUGGACGCAAUAGGUUUGUUGUUGAAUAAUGGAGCUCAUAUCGAUGCAGCUGAUGAACAAGGACGGACGCCAUUGUAUAUUGUUCAAGAACAACAUUCAGAAAAAGUUAGUGAGUUUAUAUCAAGAUUCUGCUCAUCCCCACUGCCUCUUGAGUGUCUGUCAGCCACAGCUGUCCUUAAUUAUGAUCUGUUUUACGAUUUUCUACCCCUAUCUGUUUGUCAAUUUGUUGCUCUUCAUAGUGCUGUGUAAAUAAUACAUUUCCCCUUUCAAUUUUGUGCAGCAUUCAACGUGCUCGGUUUCAAUAAUAAU